AUGUUAGGGUCGGGUGUGAGGUCAGCGCUGCCGGCCCUGCGGCUUGUCUGUGGCCACCGCGCCUUGACUGCCCGAGGCUUUAUACGAUGCAAAAGUAGGUCUUCUACGACGCCCACGUCCGAUCCAGGCGUCUGCCGCCAAACGGCGCAGACGUUGUUUUCGUUGGAGCGUUUUCACCGGCAGAGCGACUCGGAGACUGAGCGGCGGAAGGUGGAGAGCCAGGCCUGGCGUGAACUGCGGAAACUCCCCGACGCCGUGGCAAAUAGCGCAUCCAUUCACGAUGUCACUGACAUCGUUGGUGCAUGGUGCUAUUUUUCGCGGUUCUGGGCGUUAGGGAUGCAGGGACCGGGGGGAACGGUUUGUGGGGGGCAAAACGAAGGGGUCUUGGCCGGGGAGGAGGACAUUGUCGUCCCAUUGCUGGAGCGCCGGGCGGCGCCGACACAGCCCCCCACAGCUAAUGAGGCACCGCCACCGCGCACCAACCCGUUGGAUGAAAUAAUUGAGUUUUGA
This is a messenger RNA of Trypanosoma rangeli, 510 nucleotides long. RefSeq lists its product as uncharacterized. The transcript has a single exon. The record is from RefSeq and is a predicted model, not a curated record. Bases 1 to 510 code for a protein of 169 amino acids. Lineage: Eukaryota; Euglenozoa; Kinetoplastea; Trypanosomatida; Trypanosomatidae.